AUGAAUACUCAAUUCAACCCCAAUGAUGACAUCUAAAAUAAAAAAAGAUAUUUGAAGUUGUCGUUUUUGGUCAUAGCAGUUAUUUCCUGCUUCACUUGUUAUGCAAGAGCUGACUACAAUCUCCCUCUCUUCGCCUUUUCCUAUCUACUUUGGGAUUAAAUCAAUCCUUGCGAUUAAAAGACUAGACUUUUGUACUUAUUCAUAUUCACUUGGAUCUUUGACUUCGUCUGGCUUAUUUACUGGGGUUCCUUCUGGGAUAGCGAUAAACUUGAACAAAGUUGGGCUAAGGGAGUUUAAUCAUUUGUUUUAAUCUUGAGCAUUAUUAAUUUUAUUAUCAAGCUUGGUGUUAUCGUAUUCUGCUGGGUUGUUGAACAAAAAUGCAAAGAAGCUCUUAAGCCAGAUAUCUUCAUUAAAAAUAUUCAAGAAAUGUUUAAAGUUGAAGCUGAACGCUUACACUAAGAAUCUAAGCACUGA
This is a messenger RNA of Tetrahymena thermophila SB210, 474 nucleotides long. Its product is annotated as transmembrane protein, putative. The record is from RefSeq and is a predicted model, not a curated record. Lineage: Eukaryota; Ciliophora; Oligohymenophorea; Hymenostomatida; Tetrahymenidae. The transcript has 4 exons.